Messenger RNA from Sinocyclocheilus grahami, 972 nucleotides. Its product is annotated as adhesion G protein-coupled receptor L3-like. Gene Ontology annotation, cellular component: plasma membrane. The transcript has 6 exons. The record is from RefSeq and is a predicted model, not a curated record. Gene Ontology annotation, biological process: cell surface receptor signaling pathway; adenylate cyclase-activating G protein-coupled receptor signaling pathway. NCBI's taxonomy places the organism in Eukaryota, Metazoa, Chordata, Actinopteri, Cypriniformes, Cyprinidae. Bases 7 to 972 code for a protein of 321 amino acids. Gene Ontology annotation, molecular function: G protein-coupled receptor activity.
AUCCGGAUGGCGUUCGUCCUGUACAAGAAUCUGGGUUCGUAUCUGACCACUGAAAACGCCAGCAUGAAGUUCAGCAGCGAGACGUUAAACACAAACUACUCUGUCAUCGUCAACUCUCCUGUUAUAACGGCGGCCAUCAACAAAGACAGUAACAAAGUCUACCUGUCCGACCCCGUCAUAUUCACCAUGCGGCAUAUUCAGCAGUCAGAGGAGAAUUUCAACCCCAACUGUUCGUUCUGGAGCUACUCGAAGCGCAGUAUGAUGGGCUUCUGGUCGACGCAGGACUGCCGGCUGCUGGGAACCAACCGAACGCACACCACCUGCUCCUGCACACACCUCACCAACUUCGCUGUGCUCAUGGCUCACGUGGACGUGAAGACGGCAGACUCGGUUCAUGAUCUGCUGCUGGACAUCAUCACAUGGGUGGGAAUCCUGCUGUCUCUGGUCUGUCUGCUCGUCUGCAUCUUCACCUUCUGCUUCUUCCGCGGCCUGCAGAGCGACAGGAACACCAUCCACAAGAACCUGUGCAUCUCGCUCUUCAUCGCUGAAACACUCUUCCUCACUGGCAUCAACCGCGCGGACCAGCCCAUCGCCUGCGCCGUCUUUGCGGCUCUGCUGCAUUUCUUCUUCCUGUCUGCGUUCACGUGGAUGUUUCUGGAAGGCGUUCAGCUCUACAUCAUGCUGGUGGAGGUGUUUGAGAGCGAGCAUUCGCGCAAGAGAUAUUUCUACCUGGCCGGAUACGGCAUUCCUGCGCUCAUCGUGGCCGUUUCUGCCGCAGUGGAUUACCGCAGUUACGGGACGGACAGAGUGUGCUGGUUGCGGUUGGAUACUUAUUUCAUCUGGAGUUUUAUAGGCCCCGCCACACUCAUCAUCAUGCUGAAUGUGAUCUUCCUGGGAAUCGCUCUCUACAAGAUGUUCCACCACACCGCCAUCCUGAAGCCAGAUUCUGGUUGCCUUGACAACAUCAAGUAA